Molecule: messenger RNA, 1073 nt
Organism: Wallemia mellicola CBS 633.66
Lineage: Eukaryota; Fungi; Basidiomycota; Wallemiomycetes; Wallemiales; Wallemiaceae
Exons: 3
Coding region: 132-971 (279 amino acids)
Source: RefSeq, a predicted model, not a curated record
GAGAUUUCUUUCUUCUGGUACGAAAGCCAGCUCACCCGUUCAGACACCGCCGAAAUUGUUGACAGCAUUGGGAUGAGAUUGAUGAUAAUGAUGACAUUUUGUUAGAACCCACGGCUUCUCAAAAUGACGAGAUGCAUAUGGCUGCUUUAAGAGCUAAACAACGCAGACAGGAAGAAGAAUCUGAGCGUUUGGAAGCCCAGCAAAGAGCUCAAAAGAAGGCUGAUGAGUUGGCCCAGAAAUUGUCCAAAGAACAAGAAUUAGCUAGACAGCAAACAGCUAUGGCUAGAGAGCAGCAGUUAGCAAGGGAGAGAGCAGCUCAGCAACCAGCUGAACCUCCACAGAAGAGUAUUCUCACGCGCAACCCUAACAUUCCACGUUACAAUCCUUGGACUGCUCGUAUUCAUGCUCAGCAACAGCUGCAAACUCAACAAACUCAACAAUCACCACCUCCAUGGCGUAAACCAAAAGUUAAAUUACCAUACAACAACACCUCUAAGCCUCAACCGUUGACUACCAAGAUACCCUUCUACCCACCUUCGUCCGCAAUUAAUUAUAAAUUCGAUAAAAUACGCGUAAAAUUACCGAGAUCUAGGUAUGCAAGGACUAUAAAUGCCUCAAAUGGUAACAGUCAAAUGAGCCAUAAGAAUCAAAUUGACGCGUUAGAUGGACUGAUGGAUAAAAUCAAAUCAAUGAUGACACCACAGGUACCACCUACUCAACCAAAAGAGGUACCUUCAAGGGACACAAGGGACGCAACUUUCAACCCACCUUCAAAACCACGCUCAAUGUAUACUAAUGAAGCUGACUCAAGCAACUUCAACCCGAACGUCAACGCUAACGCUAACGCUCGCAGACAUUCACAUUCGCAAAACCCAUUACCAAGUCAAAGGGAGGAAUUUUUAAGGGCAGCUACAGCAUCUUCAACGUCAACGAUUUCAGAACCAUUGCAUAAAUCAUUUUCAUCGCACUAAUUUUAGUUUCUGUUAUACCCGAACAAAUUCAAAUACAAAUACACAAAACAAUCAAUUCAUUCUUGUACAUAUAUUAAUAGUCUAUAAUGGCGUUGGUUUAGC